Messenger RNA from Fonticula alba, 4400 nucleotides. RefSeq lists its product as hypothetical. The record is from RefSeq and is a predicted model, not a curated record. The coding region runs from base 1 to 3912 and encodes 1303 amino acids. The transcript has 4 exons. Lineage: Eukaryota; Rotosphaerida; Fonticulaceae.
AUGGCGCCCGGCAGCGUCGCCGGCCCCCGGUCGCCGGCCAUGCUCCUGAUCCUGGCGCUGGCCAUGCUCCUGGGGCUGGGCCUGCCCGGGGGACGGCUGGCCCGAGCAAACAUCGGGUCCGUGCCGCUGGCCAUGGUCCGGGCGCCGCUGCCGCUGGACCGGGCCGACGCGGCCCUGGCCAUGGUCAACAUGCGCGAGCGCGGGGCCGUGGCCAUCACCCGGCGCCCCGACACCUCCUUCGUCCGGAUCGAGUCGAUGCAGGCGUCGAUGGCGCACGCGGUCGAUGAGCGCCUCGGGGCGUACUUCGACACGGCGGCCGCCGUCAGCGAGGCCGCCCUGACGGCCGGCACCUCGGACCUGCCGCCCGGGUUCGCCCUGCGAGCGCUGGUCUGCGACAGCGGCGAGGUCGCCCUGCUGGCUGGCUACCCGCAGGCCAUGUACCUGCUCCGGCCGCAGGGCCCGCACCAGGUGCACACCUUCCUCCAGCCGGUGGAGGUCCUGCUGGCCUUCUGCCUGAAUGCGGCCACCCAUCGCAUCCUCGUGCGCGAUGGCGGCACCCUGCUGCUGCUGGCGUUCUCGCCGUCGCCGAGCAUCAGCUUCCUGGACCUCGGCGGCAUGAGCGUGGUGCCCGGCAUGCGGGCCGCCCGCGGCUAUGGGACCUCGGUGCACCUGUGGAACCGCACGCACUACCACCACGGCCAGCUGGUUGUGUCCAUAUUCUCCGGCUUCGCCGGGUCCUUCCCGGGCCCGGUGGCCCUGCCGGGCCUGGUGGACAUGGCUGUCACGCGCGCGCGCGCCGGGUCCCAGGGGGAUCUGCUGAUCCUGCGCGAUGAUGGCGACCGGUGGGUGCUGUGCGGCCCGCCGUCGCCGGGGGCCGAGCCGACCCUGCUCGGGUGCCUGGAGCUGGCGGCCCUCGUGGAGGUUGGGGCCCAGCGCCGGGGGCACUUCCUGGCCGUCGGCCCGGCCGAGAGCCACGACCCGGUGCCGGUGGCCUACUUCGUGCCGGAUGCCGGGGCGCCCCUGCGGGUGGCCCUGCUGGACGUGCCGGCCACCGUCCGGCCGCUGGUCAUGCCGCCGCCGGAGCCCGGGGCCCCGGCCGAGGAGUUCCGCCUGCUGGGCCUGGUCCCCGCGUACGGGGCCCCGGUGGCGUGGACCCUGGCCGGGCGCCAUGUGUACCUGGAGGCCGGGGGCUUUUGCGCCGGCGACCCGACGGUCGAGUGCGCGGACCCGAGCGCCGUGGACCCCCCGGCCCGGGGCUGGCGCUGUGCCCCCGGCCGGGCCGUCGCCUACUUCCGGACCGGCAGCCUGCCGCGCCUGUGUGAUGCGUGUGCGGCGGGCUUCGGCCGGGCCGAGGCCCCGGACCCGCGCCCGCCGCCCGUGCCGCUGCCCCCGCUGCCCCUCCCGCUGCCGGUGCCGCCCAGCCUGGACGUCAGCAUUAUUGGAGCCGGCAGCAUGGACACCCUCGCCGCCGCCGCCGCCAUGUGCUCGCCCUGUGACGACACGGGCGCCUGCCUGUCCUGCCUCGAGGGCAACUGCAUGGCCUGCCGCGAGCCGGACCUCCUGCUGGUGGACCCGGGGUCCGGGCUGGGCCGCUGUGUGGGCGCCUGCCCGGCCGGCUACCUGCCCGAGGGGGGCCUGUGCAUGGAGGGCGCCGCGGAGGCGGCCAUGCGGAUGGCGGCCCAGGCCGACCGGCUGACCGGCCUCCCGGCCGAGGACCAGGUCCAGGCCCUGGGGGCCACCUGGCUGCAGGUAUCCGACGCGGCCGGCGGGCUGUUCCUGCCGCCGGCCGCCGGGGCCGCGGGGAUCCCCUUCGAUCCGGCGGCCAAGCGGUCGACCUUCCUGGGGUUCCGACCGCCGGGCCGGGCGCCGGUGUACCUGCGCCACAGCGGGCCGGCCGCGGUGGCGGCCAUCCCCCUGGCGCCCGGCGGGCCCUUCGACGCCGGCUGGGACGUGCGGGCCUAUGUGGAGCUCGGCGCCCCGGCCGGGGUGCUGCCCUCCGGGCAUCUGGCCCUCGUGGGGCUGGUCUGCCUGCCGACCGGCGUCGGGGUGCUGAAGUUCGAGUGCGCCCCCGGGGCCGGGCCCUGGCCGGACCCGAACCAGCCCUGCCCGGCGGCCGCGUCGCUGACCAUGCUGCCGGGCAUGCCCUGCGGCUCGGCCCGGCAGCUGGACGCCCGGUCGGUCGGCACCCAGGCCCCGAUGGCCGGCCCGGCCGACGGGGUCCACGCCGGCGGCCUGGUGCGCCUCGGGCCGGAUGGCAGCCCGCAGGCGGCGGGCCAGCCGCCGGGGGCCGGGCUGCCGGCGGUCGUGCCGGCCCCGGCCGACGGGGCCUUCCUCCUGCAGACGCCGGCCGGCCGGGCGGACCUCCUGCCCAUGGGCCUGGCCAUGAGCCGGUCGGCGGGGUCCGGCGGGCUGCCCUUCCCGGCGGCGGUCCACACCGGCGGCGCCAGCGGCACCGGGCCACACUUCGAGGCGCUGCACCUGCCGACCCCCUGGCGCGGGGCCACCCACCCGGGGGAGGUGUUCCUCUCGCGCCUGCGCCACCCCCCGGGCGGCGGGCACUCCGUGUGGGAGGCCCUGCACCUGCCGGCCGGCAUGAUGCCCCACGGCCGGACCGACGGCCUGGCCCCCCUCGCCAGCCAGGUGGCCCGGCUGCCGGACCUGUCGGGCCACACCGGGGCCGCCGGCCCGCGCGCCGUGGUCCUGGCCACCGGCAGCCCGCAGCUGCCCGGCUUCCUGGCCCUCCUGUCCCCGGGCCGGGUGGACAUGGCGCCGGUCAGGUGCUACGGCCCGGCCGGCGCCGGGCACUGUCUCCUGCGCCCGGCGGCCGGGGUGCACCUGCCGGCGCCGGGGCUGGCCUGGCCCGAGCGCGUGGCCCUGCUGCCGGGCUUCGCGCAGCCGGCCGCCGGGCCCGGCACCGCGGCCCUGCCAGCCGUCCGCGCCGGUGCCCGCGCCCCCUCGCACCCGGCCACCAGCGAGACCUUCACCUUCCUGGCGGUGCUGGACGGGGCGGCCGUCUGGCGCGUGGACCUGACCAUGGAGGCAUGCCCGGCGGGCGGGGCCCCGCCCGCGUGCCUGCCCUGCCACGAGGCGUGCGUCGGGUGCUCCGGGCCGGCGGCCGACCAGUGCCUGGCCUGCCGGCACUUCCUGCCCGACGCGCCGGGCGCCUGCCUGGCAAGCUGCCCGGAGGGGCUCUUCCCGGACCCGGCCGGCGACGGGGCCUGCCGGUGCCAUGUCUCCUGCGCGGCCUGCUCGCCGGCGGCCCCGGGCGGCGGGGCCUUCGCGUGCACCGCCUGCGCCGAUGGCCACGCCCCGACCGGGGUCCCCGGCGAUGCCGAGUGCGCCGCCUGCCAUGGGGCCUGCCUGGCCUGCUCGCGCCCUGGCGACCCGGCCGCCUGCACGGCCUGCCCGCCGGGCACCCUGCUCCAUGAGGGCGCCUGCGUGGGGUCCUGCCCGCCGGGCACCUGGGCCCGUGGCUCGGAGUGCUGGCCCUGCGGCCCGGCAUGCGCCCAGUGCGACCCGGCCGGCCGGUGUGUCCAGUGCGAUGACGGCUUCUUCGUUUAUAUCAGCGGCGCCUGCCGGCCGUGCGACGCCUCCUGCCAGGGAUGCCUGCACGGGGCCGGCUGCGUGGCCUGCCGGCCGGGGCUGGUCUUCCUGUCGGCCGAUCCGCAGCAGCCAUCCCUCUGCGGCGGCACCUGCGCCCCGGGCGAGUAUGUCGGGGCUGGCCGGUGCGCCGCGUGCGAUGGGUCGUCCCUCGGCCUGGGCAUCGGCCUCGGCCUGCUGGUGGUGUUGCUCCUGGCGGCCGGCCUGGCCAUCCUGCUGGUGUCCUGGAACCGGCGCCGGCGCCUCGACCGCUGGGCCAAGACGGACCGCGAUGCCAUCGCCCUCGAGGCCAUGGCCGCCUCAGGCCACUGAGCCCGGCCCCCAUGCGCCCGGGCCGGCGUGCCCCCCUCCACGCUUGGACGACAAUACAUGCGCUUGAAGGAAUCGACUUUUGGGGGUGUGGUGCCAUUUGUUGCCCCGGGGCGGCCGGGGGCCUGUCACACCCGACCGGCCGCAUGGGUUCGCGGCCCGGGCCGCCGGAAGCCGGCUCCCUGGGCCGGAAUUGGGCAGGGCACCCGGGUGCGGCUGGCGUCGCACACUCGGCGGGCCGGACCAUCUCGCCGAUGCCCGGAGCGGCAACGCGAUGUCCCCGUGCCGGACGGACGAUGUGCGCCGGGGAGGGCGGUGGAGAUGCGCCGGGCGCCCGCCCAAACCCAGCCGGCGGUCCCAUCGCACAUACACACAUGCACAUGCACAUACACACAUGCACAUACACAUAUGCACAUACACAAAUGCACAUACACAAAUGCACAUACACAAAUGCACAUACACAAAUGCACAUACACAAAUGCACACACACA